Trichoplax adhaerens is the source of this 939-nucleotide messenger RNA. RefSeq lists its product as uncharacterized. Bases 1 to 939 code for a protein of 312 amino acids. Gene Ontology annotation, molecular function: protein serine/threonine kinase activator activity; protein kinase activity; ATP binding. The transcript has 10 exons. The record is from RefSeq and is a predicted model, not a curated record. NCBI's taxonomy places the organism in Eukaryota, Metazoa, Placozoa, Uniplacotomia, Trichoplacea, Trichoplacidae. Gene Ontology annotation, biological process: protein phosphorylation.
AUGACUGAUGCUAAGAGAUACAAAUUCUUAGAAAGAAUUGAUGGCAAGGAUAAUUCCAAUAAUUCUACGACAGUUUGGACUGCUGAAGAUUCCAAAUCUGGCAAUAUGAUAGCCAUCAAGAGAAUCAAUUUGGAAAAUAAAUGCAUUAAGGACCUUGAAAUUUUACGGAAUGAAAUUGCUGCUGUCAGAUCGUUUAAACAUCCUAAUAUUAUUUGCUAUUACGAUGCUGCUACCGUUGGGAACGAAACUUGGUUAUCAAUGCCUUACUAUUCAUAUGGAUCGUCUGUAAAUCUAUUUGCAAUGGAUAUUCUACCCAAUCAAAAGGAAUUAUUACUGAUGCAUGUCUUGCGCUCAGUAUUGAACGCGCUAAUCUAUUUACACGAACUCGGUUAUGCACAUAGGGAUAUCAAAGGUAAGAAUAUUUUAAUCUCAGCUAAUGGAAACGUAUGUUUAAGCGGAAUGGAUAAAGCUACUAAGAAGUCCACCUUUAAACAAGACUGGGUUGCUCAUGAAUUCAUUGAAAGAGCAGCUGAUAGCGUUGUAUGGGCUGCUCCUGAACUUCUUGCUCAAGAUAUACAUGGCUACAAUUGUAAAGUUGAUAUUUAUAGUCUUGGUAUGACUGCUGUAGAACUGGCCUAUGGUAGGAUUCCCUUUGAUGAUAUGCCAGUAACUCAGAUUUUAUUAGAAAAAUUAAAUGGUAUUUCCCACGCUAGAAUUCACAGUUUUAUUCAGAACACAACGGAUGUAGUAUUUUCGAACUCUUUCUAUCAGCUCCUUGAUAGCUGCUUCAAGUCAGACUCAGAUAGAUGGUCGGCAGUCCAGCUAGCAACACAUCCAUUCUUUAAGCGGAUUAAAAUAACUAAUGAAGAUAUCCUACAGGAAUUUCUACACUUAGCCAAGCCCAUUAGUGAAUUUAAAGUGUCUGAAGGUGAUUACUAA